Molecule: messenger RNA, 2584 nt
Organism: Sebastes umbrosus (honeycomb rockfish)
Lineage: Eukaryota; Metazoa; Chordata; Actinopteri; Perciformes; Sebastidae
Gene: s100b
Product: S100 calcium binding protein, beta (neural)
Exons: 3
Coding region: 163-453 (96 amino acids)
Biological process (GO): positive regulation of canonical NF-kappaB signal transduction; positive regulation of cell population proliferation
Cellular component (GO): cytoplasm; nucleus
Molecular function (GO): S100 protein binding; calcium ion binding; RAGE receptor binding
Source: RefSeq, a predicted model, not a curated record
GCAGUGGAGUGAGGGGGGGUGGACGGACGGGAUUGGUCAGCAGUUUGAAUGACCCUCCUCAUCACCACCCACCAUCCUGCUGCACUAUAAAGUCUGCUGUCCAUCCUCAGCCUCCGCAAACACACAACGCCUGUCUGAACUCACACUGAGGUGAAGAGUAAGAUGACAAUGACUGACCUGGAGACCUCGAUGGCGACCAUCAUUGCGGUGUUUCAGAAGUAUUCUGAGAGAGAAGGAGACAAACACAAACUGAAGAAGAGCGAGCUGAAGGAUCUGCUUCACGACGAGCUGCCAGAUCUGAUGACGCAUGUCAAAGACCAGGCCGCGCUUGACAGCCUGAUGGAGAGCCUGGAUGCCGACGGCGACGCCGAGUGCGACUUCCAAGAGUUCAUGACAUUCAUCUCCAUGGUUACCGUCUGUUGCCACGAGUUCUUUGAGCAUGAGGACGAGUGAAGGAGGAGGCGAGACAAAAGAGGGGAGCUACAGUAAAUUAUAAAGAAGAAGAAGAAGCCUAGCAACGCACAACCCUGUAGGUGCCCUCAGAGCAGUGCAUGGUGGGAAAAACACAACUCCAGCCAGCAGCCAAAACAUUAUUAGAGCAGUAAACUUUUCUAUUUGAGUCUAAAUAUCUAGAUGGCUUGUAAAGUCUUUCAAAUGGCUCUGAAGUUUGUUACAAAAGCAGCCACUGAUUCCUAAAAGUAGUUUCUUUAACAACAUUUUGCUCGUUAGUUGGCUGCAGAAACUGACCAUGUUUCUGUAGUUUUUUAAUUCAGCAUAAUUCCCCAUCACAUUCUGUAAAUCAAACGGAAACAUUUGAGAAGUGUUCGCUAGAUUUUGGGUAUAGCUAGAACUUUGUUCUGCAAACCACCAAUCAAUAAUGUAAGGUUGUUCUGUUGAAAAGAGCCAGUAAAGUUGUAUAGAUGACUGUCUACUCUACACAUAAUAACCAUUUGGAGGUACUUUUUAAACCGAUGUUUAAAAGAUUGUGGCUGGUAUAUUUCAGAUGUGGCUAUUUAGCAGCCUCCAAUCAUUCUUUUGAGAUUUACACAAAGCGUUUUAAGAAGCCAGUAAAUCGAGAAAGAGACAUUUCUACAGCCCUGUCUCCUACUAAAUUAUGUUCCCAUACAACUCAACUCAAUUCUUACUUUCUGAGGGAAACAAAAACGGAUAAAAACGCAACAAAACUACUUGGUUAGGUUUAGUAAAAGUCAUGCGUUGGCUUAAAUUCAGUAUGUUACAGUACGUUAUUUCAACCCGUUCUCAUCCCAACUCGCCGCAUACUGAUGCUUUGUCAGACCCCUCGGCGCCAUUUUUCAAUCGCAGUAAACACGUUCUUAAUGUUGUGAAUUAAACAAAAAUGCUUGCUUAGGUUCAAGCAACAAAACCACUUAGUUAGGUUUGAGAAAGAACAACAUGGUUGGGCUUCAAACUACUGCGUUUGUAAAGUGAAAAUGAAACUGAACGUUAUGAACACGCGACACGAACAAACUGAUCUGAUCUGAAACUUAACACACGGGACAUGAACAGCGGUCUCCUGGAUGACAGUCCUGUGUUUGUUUGUCCCAUCCAUUCACCCCUUUAUACUCCGUUAGCACACUCCCGGAGCAUUUUCUAUGCAUGUUUAAUAUUGCUGCGGAUGGGUUUACUACUGUAUGUACUGAUGCCAAAGCAAAGCAUCAGUAUGUAACGCCCUGGAAAUGAGAACGUGCUGGAUGAAAGUUUGUUUCACCCAUCUAUCCGCCCCAACCUCCUGGAUUAUGAUUUGAAACGUAUUUGUGAUACAUCCGGGAGAAAAUACGUAGUUUCACUGUCUGGAAACGUAAUUUUUAGGAGACCAGGUUGCAUUUUUAUCAACUCCUGUCGCCACUUUAGGAGUCAACCAACUGCUUAGAGGCACCUGUGUUUGAAAAACCUUGUUGACUAUCAAAUAUUGAAAGUUACUUGUAAGUUGGUUGUUGGCUAGUAACAGUUUCAAAAUGGCUUGUGAGUUUUUAAUCUAGAAGCCACUUUGGAAGCAACUAUUUAGGAGUUCACAUACUUUUCAGACAACAUUUUUAAAACAUGUAGUUGAUUAUCUAACAUUGAAGUGACUUCUAACUUACUCUUCAAGUUACAUACGUUUAAUUGGCUAGUAAAAUGAUGAAAAUGGCUUUUUUACACUCUAGCUGCAGUUACCAACCAUAAUUUAGAGUUAUAUUGUAAAUCUGGCUGGUAGAUUUCAGAUGUCGCUAGUAAGUUUAUCUAUUCAACAUGUUUUUGUUCAGCUCUUGUCUAUUUGGAGCUACUUUAUGUUUAGGUAGUUGGUAAACAAGUAAUCAACAUGUAUUUGAGUCAUAAUACAUGUCUAAUCAUAAAUAUAAUCAUAAAAUGUUUGGAUUUAGAAGCCAACAAUCCGAUUCAAUGUUAGAAUACAGAAUCUAGUUUCACACUCUUCUCGUCAUGUAAAGAAAACAUAUGAGGUAUGAAGAUGUUUAUCAAAGCAGUCGAACUGAGUUCGUCUGAUGAUGAUGGCUAUUUUGAAAUGUUGGUUUGUUUGGAUGUCGGUGACAUGAAAUGAAUUAAAUUAUCAAUGUGUGACUCUUGA